Molecule: messenger RNA, 1803 nt
Organism: Bombyx mandarina (wild silkworm)
Lineage: Eukaryota; Metazoa; Arthropoda; Insecta; Lepidoptera; Bombycidae
Product: chymotrypsin-2
Biological process (GO): proteolysis
Molecular function (GO): serine-type endopeptidase activity
Source: RefSeq, a predicted model, not a curated record
AUGGCUACCGCCACAACAUUAUUAGCACGCAACGCGGCACCAUCCAGGCGAGUUCUCGUCAAUCGUAUGAGGGAACCGAUGGUCGUGUCAUUGGCGUCCGCCGGUCCGGCGUCUGGGGCACGGCGGGACGGAUCUCUUCCGACUCCUGAGGAGACGGACUUAUCCAUCUUCUUCGAGCACGCCGAUCCAAAUGCCCGUAUCGUUGGAGGGACCGAAGCUGCUCCAGGGAGCCACCCCCACAUGGUUUUUCUGACCAGCGGACGAAUCAGGAGUUUCAUCUGUGGAGGAUCGCUGGUGUCGACACGCACCGUACUCACAGCUGGACAUUGUGUGGCCGGUGUAUAUGCGGGCGGAAUUUUGCACGUCAACCUCCGCGUCACCGUCGGUACGAACGAGUGGAACUCUGGCGGUACCGAAUACACCGUGGCCAGGAAUAUAACACACCCUGACUUUAGCCUCAUCUACUUGAAAAACGACAUCGGUCUUCUCAUAACAGACGAGGAAGUAAAAUUAUCGGAUGUAGUCCGCCCCAUCAAAUUGAGCUAUGAUUUCGUGUCUAGUGGAGUUGCCGUUAGAGUUGCUGGAUGGGGUAGAAUUGGGCAUCGCGAGCCGCUCUCCGAAAAGCUUUUGGUGAUCGACGUGAGAACAAUUGACGGUGAAGCCUGUGUCAGGGCUGCGGCCCAGGCGGCCAUAGACUUCAACACGUGGGCUCCCCACGUGGACCCAGCCAUUGAACUAUGCACCUUCCACGCUAAAGGAACUGGUGCUUGUGGUGGUGACAGUGGUGGUGCAUUGACUCGUAUCGACAACGGUCUUCAAGUGGGCAUGGUAUCCUGGGGCUUUUCUUGUGCACGAGGUGCUCCGGAUAUGUUCGUCAGAAUUAGCGCUUUCCGCUCCUGGUUAGAGGAGAAUAUAGUAAUUCGAAUGUUAAUGAAUAGUCUGAUUCGGGCGACGGGAGAAAUGAACGUAAAAUACGGAAUACUUUUUGUGGCGCUCUUUGCAGCUGCCUGGGCCCUCCCCAAGCCUGAAGAUGACAUGUCCAUCUUCUAUGAGCAUGUGGACCGGAACGCACGUAUUGUGGGGGGUAGCCAGGCAGCUCAGGGCAGCCACCCCCACAUGGUAGCGAUGACUAAUGGUGUCUUCAUUAGGAGCUUUGUCUGCGGAGGCUCAGUGCUCACCCCACGCACGGUGCUCACCGCUGCUCAUUGCAUUGCCGCUGUAUUCAUAUUUGGAAGUCUCUCUGGAAAUCUUCGUCUGACAGUCGGUACAAACCAAUGGAACUCUGGUGGUACCCUCCACGCUGUCUCCAGAAACAUAACCCACCCUAACUACGUGUCCAAUACUAUCAAGAACGACUUGGGUAUUCUCAUAACAUCCUCGAACAUCGUCUUCAACGACCGCGUCAGGCCUAUCUCUUUGAGUUUUGACUACGUACCUGGAGGCGUCCCUGUCAGGGUUGCUGGAUGGGGAAGAGUUAGGGCUAACGGUGCUCUCUCCACGAAUCUUCUGGAGAUCAAUGUGAGAACCAUUGAUGGUCAGACUUGCGUGAGGACUGCGGCCCAGGCGGCCAUUGACCUUAACAUGAGGGCUCCUCCUGUCGAACCUCACAUCGAGCUCUGCACAUUCCACGCAGAAGGAACUGGUACUUGCAAUGGUGACAGUGGCAGCGCAUUGGCUCGGACCGACAGCGGUCUCCAAGUCGGCAUCGUGUCGUGGGGCUUCCCUUGCGCGCUGGGAGCUCCUGACAUGUUCGUCAGAGUCAGCGCCUUCCGGUCCUGGCUGCAACAAAACAUAGCUAAUUAA